AUGUAUCUGUCUAUUCUUCCAAUUCCACCAUCAACGCACCGAAUAGACACCACAUCGACCUCUUCAUUAGGGACUUCUCUCUAUAAUAAUACAAUUCUUCCAAUUCCACCAUCAACGCACCGAAUUUACACCACAUCGACCUCUUCAUCAGUGACUUCUCUCUCUAAUAAUACAAUUCUUCCAAUUCCACCAUCAACGCACCGAAUUUACACCACAUCGACCUCUUCAUUAGGGACUUCUCUCUAUAAUAAUACAAUUCUUCCAAUUCCACCAUCAACGCACCGAAUAGACACCACAUCGACCUCUUCAUUAGGGACUUCUCUCUAUAAUAAUACAAUUCUUCCAAUUCCACCAUCAACGCACCGGAUUUACACCACAUCGACCUCUUCAUCAGUGACUUCUCUCUCUAAUAAUACAAUUCUUCCAAUUCCACCAUCAACGCACCGAAUAGACACCACAUCGACCUCUUCAUUAGGGACUUCUCUCUAUAAUAAUACAAUUCUUCCAAUUCCACCAUCAACGCACCGAAUUUACACCACAUCGACCUCUUCAUCAGUGACUUCUCUCUCUAAUAAUACAAUUCUUCCAAUUCCACCAUCAACGCACCGAAUAGACACCACAUCGACCUCUUCAUUAGGGACUUCUCUCUAUAAUAAUACAAUUCUUCCAAUUCCACCAUCAACGCACCGAAUAGACACGACAUCGACCUCUUCGUCAGGGACCGAUUCAAGUAUUAAUGCCCUUGAGAAGCUUCAAGAAUGCGUAUAA
This is a messenger RNA of Ctenocephalides felis (cat flea), 768 nucleotides long. RefSeq lists its product as uncharacterized. The transcript has 10 exons. Bases 1 to 768 code for a protein of 255 amino acids. The record is from RefSeq and is a predicted model, not a curated record. NCBI's taxonomy places the organism in Eukaryota, Metazoa, Arthropoda, Insecta, Siphonaptera, Pulicidae.